CAAUGUUCCUCCGUUUGAAAUUGAAAGCAGAAAAGGCUGCUGCUCGCUUUCGGUUCCUUCCAUUGCAAUCCCCCUUCUCUUCCACAUCAAGCAUCCUUUUUGCUGAUUCAGCUGAUGAAGAAGAAGCAAGGAAUAAAAAAACCACCCUUGAAAUUCCUCUCUCUUCUCUACUGAAGAAGAAGAAGAGGCGAGAACAUCGGCUCUUCUGUAUCUAAAAAACCCAUCUUUGCUUCUUCUACUGUUCAGGCAUGAGAUAGUCACAUCCCCCAAAACAAGGAAAAAUGGCCUUUUUCGUUAGGUUCUGUUGCGGAAAUGAUUCCAAUCGGAAGGAGAAAGGGGGGAAGAAGGGGACGACUUGGAGGAUAUUCUCUUUGAAGGAAUUGCAUGCAGCUACUAACAACUUCAACUAUGACAACAAGCUUGGAGAAGGCGGAUUCGGCAGUGUCUAUUGGGGCCAGCUCUGGGACGGAUCUCAAAUUGCUGUUAAAAGGCUGAAGGUCUGGAGCAACAAAGCUGAAAUGGAGUUCGCUGUUGAGGUUGAGAUACUGGGGAGAGUCAGACACAAGAAUCUACUGAGUUUACGUGGAUACUGUGCAGAAGGGCAAGAGCGUCUUAUAGUGUAUGACUAUAUGCCAAAUUUGAGCUUGCUCUCACAUCUUCACGGGCAACAUUCAUCAGAAUGCCUUCUGGAUUGGGGCAGGCGAAUGAAUAUUGCAAUCGGAUCCGCUGAGGGUAUUACUUAUCUUCACCAUCAUGCAACUCCUCAUAUAAUCCACAGAGAUGUCAAAGCGAGCAACGUAUUGCUAGAUUCAGAUUUCCAGGCGCAGGUUGCUGAUUUUGGAUUUGCAAAGCUCAUCCCAGAUGGUGCAACACAUGUGACGACGAGGGUGAAAGGUACCCUCGGCUACCUCGCCCCUGAAUAUGCCAUGUUUGGGAAAGCAUCUGAGAGCUGUGACGUCUACAGCUUUGGGAUCCUGCUGCUAGAGCUUGCUAGUGGCAAGAAACCCAUAGAGAAACUCAGUGCAACGGUGAAGCGCACCGUCAUUGACUGGGCACUGCCAUUGGCCCGUGAGCGGAAGUUUGUUGAAGUGGCGGACCCAAAGCUGGAUGGAAAGUACAUUGAGGAAGAGCUGAAGAGGGUGGUGCUUGUGGCACUCAUAUGUGCUCAGAGUAGGCCCGAGAAGAGGCCCACCAUGCUGGAGGUGGUGGACUUGCUUAAGGGGGAAUCUAAAGAGAAUUUAUUGAAUCUAGAAAAUGAUGAACUUUUCCAGGUGGAUGUGGCAACAAAUUUUCAAGGUUUAUCAGGUGCAGAUGACAGCUCAGAGUUUAUAUCAGAGGAGAAAGAUGUGAAGGAAUCGAAACAAUUGGCCACUUCUGUAGCUGAGGCAACUCAGGGCAGUUAAAGACUGUGGUGGCAGAUAAAUGGAUGUAUAGCUUGAAUUCUCGCUUGGGUUUUCAGUUUUACAAGUAGGGCCCAUUUUUCUGUGAUCCGAACUGUUGAUUCAAUGUGCCCCACCAGGGCUGGUCCAUGCAGAAAAAUCCACCAGAUUGGUAGUUCCCUAGCAUUCAAAUGUUUGGCCUUUUCUUUCUUUUUUUGGUUGGACAUGGACAAAGCUGUAUUUUCUUUCUUACUGUCUAUUUGCUAGAUGCCGCUGCUUUGGAUACUUUUGGUGCAUGAGACCCUCUGGACAUAUCGAAAACCUGAGCAUACCAUGGUUCUCACCAGUCUUGAUUGUUGAAUACAUCGUAUUCGAUAAAGCUUCUCGACAGAUGAAGAUAGUGAUUGACACUUUUCUUUUAUAUGUGUUUUACCAAAAUCAUUGCAACAGGUUGGUUGUCUAUGUUUGAAAACGUGGUUUGAAGGUGAAAUAUGAUUGAUGUGUGGUUUUUGUGUUGUAUCUGUCUUUUUGAGUGUGUUAUUUUUGGAGACCUCUUUUGUAAUUGGAUGUGGUCCUGAAUGGUGCUUGUUUUAUUGGUAGUAGAAUUUAUAUUUUUAUUUAAACAAGAAGACGUUUCUGUUGCUGUGAUUGCAUA
Molecule: messenger RNA, 2034 nt
Organism: Magnolia sinica
Lineage: Eukaryota; Viridiplantae; Streptophyta; Magnoliopsida; Magnoliales; Magnoliaceae
Product: PTI1-like tyrosine-protein kinase At3g15890
Exons: 4
Coding region: 282-1403 (373 amino acids)
Biological process (GO): protein phosphorylation
Molecular function (GO): protein kinase activity; ATP binding
Source: RefSeq, a predicted model, not a curated record